Molecule: messenger RNA, 1188 nt
Organism: Drosophila mauritiana
Lineage: Eukaryota; Metazoa; Arthropoda; Insecta; Diptera; Drosophilidae
Gene: aurB
Product: aurora kinase B
Exons: 3
Coding region: 117-1106 (329 amino acids)
Biological process (GO): regulation of cytokinesis; protein phosphorylation; mitotic spindle organization
Cellular component (GO): spindle microtubule; chromosome passenger complex; spindle midzone
Molecular function (GO): ATP binding; protein kinase activity
Source: RefSeq, a predicted model, not a curated record
CACUAAUCUCAGCAUUCGAAAAAAACGCGCAAACAAAAGGGACGCUCAUAGAAAAUACAACUUAAAAUAAUUAAUUUACUUGAAAAUCAUAAUAUAAUAAUUAACAAGCCAGCGCCAUGACGCUUUCCCGCGCGAAGCACGCCAACCGCAACCACCUGCCGCACCUGCUGGCCAAGGUGCCCGAGGAGCACCAGGAGCCGAUCAAGAAUAUGUGCCUCAAGAUGAUGUCCCACGACGCAUACGGACAGCCAUACGAUUGGAGUCCCCGGGACUUCGAGAUGGGCGCCCACUUGGGACGCGGCAAAUUCGGACGUGUCUAUUUGGCGCGGGAGCGCCACUCGCACUACCUGGUGGCCAUGAAGGUGAUGUUCAAGGAGGAGCUGCGCAAGGGCUGCGUGCAGCGUCAGGUUCUGCGCGAGAUCGAGAUCCAGUCGCGGCUGAAGCACCCGCACAUCCUGCGCUUGCUCACCUGGUUCCACGACGAGAGCCGCAUCUAUUUGGCCCUGGAAAUUGCGUCCGAGGGCGAGCUGUUCAAGCACUUGCGUGGCGCACCCAAUCAUCGAUUCGAUGAACCGCGGUCUGCGAAGUACACCUACCAGGUGGCGAAUGCCCUUAACUACUGUCAUCUGAACAACGUGAUCCAUCGGGAUCUGAAGCCGGAGAACAUUCUGCUGACCAGCACAGACGACCUCAAGCUGGCCGACUUUGGUUGGUCGGCGCACACGCCGAACAACAAGCGAAGAACUCUGUGCGGCACCCUGGACUAUCUGCCGCCGGAGAUGGUGGACGGGAACUCCUACGACGACUCGGUGGACCAGUGGUGUCUGGGCAUUCUGUGCUACGAGUUCGUCGUGGGCUGUCCGCCCUUCGAGUCGAACAGCACGGAGAGCACCUACAGCAAGAUCCGGCGCAUGGAGAUCUCCUACCCAUCGCAUUUGUCCAAGGGCUGCAAGGAACUUAUUGGCGGACUGCUUCGCAAGGAAAGCAAAGGCCGCAUCACCUUGGUGGAUGUGAUGACCCACUAUUGGGUCAAGGCGGGAAUGGCCGAAAGGGAGCUGCAGCUGCAGAAACGGGAGCGCGGCAAGGAGAACACGGCCAGGAAUUGACUGGUUUCGAGUUUGCAUUGUGUAACGACUUAUUUCAGAUUUUACUUUUAUGUUUAAUAAACGGUUUAUAAGAUUAAAUGAA